Molecule: messenger RNA, 3103 nt
Organism: Brassica napus (rape)
Lineage: Eukaryota; Viridiplantae; Streptophyta; Magnoliopsida; Brassicales; Brassicaceae
Product: extra-large guanine nucleotide-binding protein 2-like
Exons: 7
Coding region: 409-2961 (850 amino acids)
Biological process (GO): G protein-coupled receptor signaling pathway
Molecular function (GO): guanyl nucleotide binding; GTPase activity; G-protein beta/gamma-subunit complex binding
Source: RefSeq, a predicted model, not a curated record
CGUUGACGGCGAGAAUUUUCCCGGAAAAUAACUUUUUCAAUCAUCUGCGAGAAAAGUCUUCCUCGUCGUCUUUUACUAGUGUGUGAGAGAUAAGACGAUCCAACCAUCUGUCUUUCUUCCUUUUUUUUCUUUUCUUCACUCUUUCAACUCCUUUCCCCCUAGAAAACCCUCUUCCUCUUUCCAUCUAAAAAAUCGACUUUUGUCCCUUUCCCAAAUCUAAUAAAAGAGCUUUCUGUAAUCAAUUUGAUUUAUAUGUAGAGUGGAGCUCCUUUUUGUUGAUUGAUUGAUUGAUUGAUUGUUGUGGAGCUUUAUUCUCUUAUUGCUUAAUUUGGAUCAAUAGUUUCCGAUUUAGGAAAUUUUAGGGAUUAGGGUUUCUUUGUGUGUGUUUGUGCUUAAUUUGGUAAGAAGAUGGCUAAAAUUCUAAGAAAGUUCUCAGCUUUACCAUCGCCGAUUCCUAGAAGAGAUAAUGACGAUGAUAGUGAUAGUUUCCAUAAUGAUUAUUCAUUCGCCAUAGAGUACAAAGGUCCUCUUAUUGCUAAUCUCCCCCGAGCUAAUCCCGUCCAAGUUGAUCAGAUCCCUACAGCUCUUCCCGUUUCCUUCUCUUCCUUGUCCAGUGGUGGUGUAUUUUACCCUGUGGUCCAGCCUCUCGUUAGGGAGGCUACCAAGAAACCACCUGAGAAGAGGAAGAAGGACGGUUUGGUUGACUCUGCAGCUAGUCCUAGUGUGGUUUUGAAGCCUCAUCUUAUGGUUUCUGGCUCAUCAUCGUCGUCGUCAUCAUUAUCAAAGAGGGUAGAGGUAGCAGGAGAAGUGAAAAGCUCUGUUGAUUCAUCAUCAUCAUCAUCAUCAGCAGAAGUAAGAGAGGAGACAGAUGGUGAUGAUUUUUCCAAUGGAGAACCUGCAACCCGUGUGACAUUCGCUGAGGGUAGUGAAUGUGAUGAAAGCUUUUACAACUCUGAUGAGGAGAGUAUAGCUGCUGCAGCUACGCCUGUAGCUGAAAGGAAAGGUAAAAAAGGAUCGUGCUACCGAUGCCUGAUGGGGAACAGGUUUACUGAGAAGGAACUCUGCAUUGUCUGCUGCGCCAAGUACUGCUCCAACUGCGUGCGGAGAGCCAUGGGGGCGAUGCCAGAAGGAAGAAAGUGUCAGACUUGCAUCGGUUUCGGAAUCGCCGAGGGCAACAGGAAGAGUCUCGGCAAGUGUUCGAGGAUGCUGAAGCGGGUUCUCACGGAUUCGGAGCUUAAGCAAGUCAUGCAGGCAGAGAUCUCCUGCAAGGUGAAUCAGCUGCCUUCGCGGCUUAUCGCUGUGAACGGGAAGUCUUUGGAUGAGGAAGAGCUUUACAUGUUGCAGAGUUGUGCUAACCCGCCUAAAAAGCUGAAACCUGGUGACUAUUGGUAUGAUAAGGUCGCUGGGUAUUGGGGAAAGGUGGGAGAGAAGCCUUGUCAGAUUAUAAGUCCUCACAUGAACAUAGGAGGGAACAUCAAGAAGGAAGCGAGUAAUGGUGACAGUGGGAUUUUCAUUAAUAACAGGGAGAUAACCAAGAGUGAGCUCACGAUGCUCAAGAUGGUUGGGGUGCAGUGUGAAGGGAAGCCUCAUUUUUGGGUUAAUUCAGAUGGAAGUUACCAGGAAGAAGGUCAGAACCGUAUCAUGGGGAACAUCUGGAGUAAGAAACGAGCUAGGCUUGCUUGUGCGGUGUUCUCUCUGCCAGCUCCUCCAACUUCAUCUGCAGUAGAACCAAAUGAUGAACCUGUAUAUGAGCAUAAAAUGCUUAACAAGCUUCUUCUCAUUGGUGAAGAGAAUUGUGGUGCCACUACCAUUUACAAACAAGCAAGGUCUCUUUAUAAAGCCCCAUUCACUGAAGACGAGCGUGAAAGAAUCAAAGUCAUAAUCCAAACGAAUCUCUAUGCUUAUCUGGCGAUGGUUCUUGAGGCACACGAAGAAGAGAUGAACACUAACCAGUCCUCGGAUCAAACAGGAGAUGAGAGCCGGGCUAAAACAGUUAGCUCAAUCAGCCCGAGGCUAAAACAUUUUUCAGAUUGGCUUCUGAAGGAAAAGGAAGAAGGAAACCUGAAGAUUUUUCCAGCAUCGAGCCGCGAGAAUGCUCAAACCGUUGCAGAGCUAUGGAGAGUACCUGCCAUACAAGCCACGUACAAAAGACUCCGCGAUACACUUCCCAGAAACGCUGUUUAUUUUCUUGGACGAAUUCUGGAGAUCUCGAAAGCAGAAUACAAUCCUACUGAGAUGGACAUAUUGCAAGCGGAAGGAAUCUCGUCUAUAGAAGGACUUUCUUGUGUGGAGUUCUCAUUCCCACCAACAGCUCAAGAAGACUCUCUUGAGAUCGAUUAUCAACACGAUCCAGAAAUGAAGUACCAACUCAUCCGGUUAAAACCAAGAAGCCUUGGAGAAAACUGGAAAUUGCUGGACAUGUUCGAAGACGCCGACUUGGUGAUAUUCUGCGUCUCACUAACAGAUUAUGGAGAGUACAUUGAAGAUGCUGACGGUGUCCUUGUGAACAAGAUGAUUGCAAACAAACAGCUCUUCGAGAGCAUGGUGAAUCACCCGAUCCUAGCUGACAAAAGGUUCCUCCUGGUCCUAACCAAAUUCGAUCUCCUAGAAGAGAAAAUCGAGGAGGUUCCUUUGAGAACCUGUGAGUGGUUCGAAGACUUCAACCCGUUGAUCAGUCAGAACCAGACGAGCAGGCACAACCCUCCGAUGGCUCAGCGUGCUUUCCAUUACAUAGGGUAUCAGUUCAAGAGACUGUAUGAUUCACUCGUGGAACCCUUUUCGAUGCGUGGUGGUGGUAGGUCCUUUAGGCCGAAGCUGUUUGUUUCUCAAGUGAGCUUGGAGAGUGAUACUGUGGAUAAUGCACUGAGGUAUGCGAGAGAGAUUCUUAAGUGGCAUGUUGAAGAAACUUCCAUGUUCCAAGAGAUGUCCACUACUAGUAUCGAGGCCAGCUUAUCCUCUUGAUUCUUCCAAAAUUGAAAAUUCUUUUUUUUUCCCCUUUUUCUUAGAGUUUGUGGAUAACACAUGUAUUAUGUUUGUAUGAUGUGUCUGUGUACUGUGUGCAACAGUUAAUCUUUAAAGAAAAAAUACAUGUGAUUUAAAGUGA